Molecule: messenger RNA, 1269 nt
Organism: Paramecium tetraurelia
Lineage: Eukaryota; Ciliophora; Oligohymenophorea; Peniculida; Parameciidae
Exons: 7
Source: RefSeq, a predicted model, not a curated record
AUGAAAAGAGCAACUGAUGGGAACUAUUAUGAAAAUGAAUACAUUGCUAAUUAGGAGGAUAAAUUACUUGAGAAGAUGAGAAAGAAACAGGAACGAGAAUUGGAGCAAUUAAAAUUAUAUGAGUAAUAGUAAAAAGAAUAGGAAAGAAGAAAAGUCACUCUCUUAGAAUCCACUCGUUCAAAAUAACAAUAAGUAGAGUUGGCCUUGAAGGAGAAGAGAUAAAUGAUAGAAUUGAAGAGAAAAGAAAAAGAGAAGGAAAAAUUGCUUUAAGUGUAAAAGAUGGAAUAAGAAAAACUUAAAGAAUUGACGGAAAGGGAAAUCAGCAGAGAUUUUGUUAUAUAAGAAUUACAUAGCAAUAAACAUAGUUAAUAAGGAGUAAUUCUAGAUAAGAUUAAACCAUCUAUUGUAAAAAAAAUAGCUGAAGGAAUAAUAAAUACAUAAUAAGAGGAAAUAUUAAUAAAGAAAAUUGAGUUGGACAAAUUAAAGAAGGAAUAAGAGGAAUAGAUAUAAGAUUUGAGAGAGAGAAAGGAAUUGUUGUUGAAAGAAUUGAAGUAAGCAAAAAGAAAACAAUUAAAAAAAGUGAAACAAAGAAAUGAAGCAGAAUAUUAAGCAUAAUAUGAAGAGAAGAAACAAAAAAUAGAGUAAUAUAAGAAAAAGUUAGAUGAUAUUGAACUGAAUUAAUAAGUUAAAAUUGAAUUGAUUGAAUAAAAAAAAAGGGAGAAGAUGGAGAAAUUAAAAAAAGAAAAUCAAAAAAAAAUAAUGGAAGAAAAGAAAGAAAAAGAUAAAUAAAAACUUUCACAUUUAGAUGAAAAGAUUAAUUAGAUUUCUGAAAGAAUGAAAUCCACGGAAGAUAAAAUGGAGAAAAUAGAAAAAGAAAAGGCAAGACAUAGAUAAAAUAUUAAAUCUAGAAAUGGCAGUAUUCAAAAUAAUAAAUCAUAAACAUAUAAAGAUAAGAUUAAAUAAAAGGAACAAGAGCAUUUAAAAUCAAUUACAGAAACUUAUUUAAUUUCUAAACUCAAAUAGUAAUAAGAAAAACUAAAAAAAGAAGAACUCAUUAGGGAUCACAAAAAGAAGGCUGCGAAAAUAUUAUAAGAGAUGGUAGAAAUUAAGGAUAAAAAGUUAAAAGAGAAAUUAGAAAAAGCAUAAUAAUUUAAGGAUGAAAAAGAAUAAUUGUUUGUGCAAUAUCAACAACUAGCUAAAGAAAUUGAAAAAAGGAAAAACAAGCUACUUUUUAGCAGUCCUAAACAUAAUAUUGUAGAAGAUAAAUGA